ACUCUAUAUCGAAGUAGUGCCUUUGAUUUGCACAUGUCCAGUUCAGCGCGAAACGAUCAAUUGACCAGAUGACAUAUUUCUGAGUUUAGCUAGCCAAACGUCACCACGACAUUACCUGCAAGCAUGAUCUGACAUUUCUAUUGGAGAAGCAGUUUCUUCCGAUCUUCAUACUUGCAGGCGUACUGUCUUUGACUUUUGUCUAAACCCCCUCUCGUUGGCUAGAAUGGUCCCACCUGAUCUUGCCUCCUCCCACCUGCCUUCCAUCUUUGAGGACAUGUAUUUCCAUUGUUAAAGCGGUCACUCGACUAUCUUAUCAAUAUAAUAGAACAUCUUUGCUGUGGAUCAGGCGCUGUCAGGUGCAAAGCUGCUAAUGACACUGCCGCAGCUCCGUUAAAAGUACAGAAUGUGCCACGAACGAAGAACAAGAGCUGCUUUCUGAUUCUCUCCGAGGAGAGAGAGAUCAACCAUGGCCAGCUGGCGGAGAGAGAGCCCGCGGAUCCGGGUAGGACAGGGAGGUAGCAGCCUGAGAGCAGCGAGGAAGCCCCGGCAGAAAGAUCCAUCCAGCGAGGGGCUUUUGGCUGACAGCGACCCCAAACUGUUCGGCUUUUCCUCCCCGUACCUCUGCAUCAUGCACUCGCUGACCCAUUUCUUGCUGGAAAAAAUAUAUUCGCAAAAGAAGUGCUUUCAAGGACGCCCAGUAGUUUUUCACCUUGUUUUCUAUCCCUCUGUGUACAUCGGGUUGCAGAUCCUGAUUGGGAAUAUUAACACGCUGACCGAGCACGUUAGAAUAGUCUCUGCCACUCAUCUCGUAGUUCACUACCUACUGGCCCUGUACUUCACCCAAGUUUUCCACAAGGGGCUUGCGCGGCUGCGCUACCAUUGCCCCGGGAAACGGACCAUGUCUACCCCGGCAGAGCGCACCCUGGAGUCGCUGCCUAAUAACGGUCUGCCCGAUGUUGUACGAUUCCUCUUCUUUGGAAUGCACGGCUUUCUGGACGAGAUCAUUUUUACCUCGAUAUUCAACCUUGUGGAGAAUUUGGACCGGACCAUGAGCGGCCACACGUCCCUGUGGUCCUUCCUGAUGUACGGGAGCUGCAGCUUCGUGGUAGAGAAACUCUACCUUCAUUUACGCUUCAGACGAGGUUGGAGCACCUGGAGGCGGCUCCCCAUCUAUAUCUGCUUCAUCUACACCUGGGAGUUCUGUUGGGGGCUGGCGCUGCGGCAGUACGGCGCAUGCUCAUGGGAUUAUUCCCACUAUCCAUUCAACUUCAUGGGCCUGAUCACGCUCCUCUACCUGCCCGGAUGGGUCUGCAUCAGUCUCUACCAGGAUAUUCUGUCCAACGUUCUGCUGCGCGUGGUGGUGUGUGCCAAAGACGAGGAGUGAGGGCACUCAGGGCAGGGCGCUGACAUCAACGUAUGUCCUGUGUCCAGGAAAGACAAGUGUAUUAUAGGCCUAGGCCACAAUUGAUUUAGGGACUAUUGAUACUAAUACAAAUAAAGAAGAUGACAUUUAAGAUGAUCAAUUGUGUACCCGCACUUUGUAAAAAAAUCAUGUGUAUUUCCCCAGUGGAAAUGUGGUAUUGAUGUAGCUGUUUAGACAGCCUCUUUUUAUCAGUGAUUCUAACGAAUAGCCUAUCAAUUUGUUACAGGUAGCCUAAACACACAGGCAUGCCUUGCCUGGCAUGUGACGACACAUGGACAUGCCUUCUGCUGUGAUGACAACUGCUAUUUCUUACUUUGAUGCAGAUGAAACAAUAAUAUUUUACAUUUUACACUUCAUUUGCUUGUUCAUGAUUUUAGAGCUGUGAAUUAUUGAAACUAUAUUGACAAAGUCAGCCAUAUUGCAUGGCAGGCACCAUUUGACUUGUUUGGUCUCUUCAAUCCCAGAGCAUGCUUUGAGCUCAUUUCUGCAUGGCUGCAUAUGCACAUUCAUGAUCACUUAAUUGCUUAAAUCUUAUUUUCUUCCAAAAAUGCAUGACAUUUGGAAAUAAAAUGUGUUCUAAAAAAGUUCAAAAUGUAUGUAGCAGGAGAUAGAACGAACGGGUCGUGGACCGAAUUAAUUUCACUGUGAAUAGUUUUCUGAACCAAACCUUAACCUUACUGUGUUGGAGUGCCUUUCUGAGCAAACCUACAGACAGCUGGACUAAAGACAAACUGAACUACACUGUGGGCCAGUUUCCCCCUAGUCAUGGCUGACCUAAAAAAGGAAGCUCAAUGGGGAAUUGAAAGUGCUUUUUAGUCUACCACUAUAGGCUUAAUCUGGGUCAUGUAAACAGACAAUGUGUGCCAGUCAGACAGACCCUGAAGAUCAGAUUUAACCUUCUCCCUUCUUUACAUAGGGACAUCUCCCAAACUGAACUACACUGUGGGCCAAGGUUCCCCCUAAUCCUGGCUGAACUAAAAAAAACAAAGCUCAAUGGGGAAUCUCCAGACCCAGGCUUGUUUACCUCACGUUUAUAAAGCAGCGGCGCACGCGUCAGCGUUUUAUGGUUUACACUCGACAGGUUGAUCUGGAGUGGGCAAUAUCAGGAGUCAGCAGACCUGGGUUCAAAUACUACUUGAAAUCUUUCAAGCACUUUCACUGUUUGUUUUCACCUGCCUGGAGUGCCAGAUGGAUGGGUUUUGGGGUUUGAAUGUUUGUGACUAUUGAAUUGGUUCCACACCAGGAAAGCUCAAGCAAGCCUAGCAAAAGUAUUUGAAAUUAUUUCAAAAUAGUAUUUGAAUCCAGGUCUGGGAGUCAGGUGUGGAGCAUGUAUAGUAUAAUUACUUGGGAUCAACCUCCAUGUGUUCUUUGGCAUUGAUCUUUCUGCCUGUUUUAUUUCCUUGUUUGCACUUGUACCACACGGUAAAGUCUCCAUGUUCUCUCUGAGGGACCAAACACAUACAGUAUGUGUGAAUACCUGGCAUUGUGACUUCACUAGCAACCUGUUCCAACAUUAUACUCUUUCCGUUUUAUACUCUCUCCGUUUGGAAACGUAUAGUUUUAGCUCUACUGAUUUGAUGAUUCUCUAGCAUGUUUUUAAUGCAUUUUACUGCCUGCUGUCGUCAGUCCUGGGGAUCCCGUGAAACUAAGGUUGGAGGUAACUGAAAGCUGGUACUGAUGAGUAAUACUAGUGCAGGGAAAAAUAUCUUAUAACAUGAUGUUAUUGAAAUAUUUCAACUUUUACACAUGUUGAUUUUUGUCAGAUGAUUAUGAAUAUGUCAUGCCGUGAGAGUUUCCCUUGCCUCCGCAAACAAACAAUUACCUUCCACUCUUCUGGAGACUGACACUGGACUGAUUGAAAUAACAAGAUUAUUUUCCUUGUGGUUUGUCAUUUCAAAAUGGUGGGCUUUUGUUGUGGACGAUGCAAAAGAAGGAUACACAUGGGCCAACAGUUACUGCCUCAGUGAUGAUGAAUUGGACCAGAAGUUUCUUUCCUGGUUACAGUGCCUUGCAAAAGUAUUCACCCCCCUUGGCAUUUUUCCUAUUUUGUUGCAUUACAACCUGUUAUUUAAAUUAAUUUUUAUUUGGAUUUCAUGUAAUGGACAU
This is a messenger RNA of Oncorhynchus tshawytscha (Chinook salmon), 3529 nucleotides long. Its product is annotated as transmembrane protein 229A. The transcript has 2 exons. Bases 467 to 1384 code for a protein of 305 amino acids. The record is from RefSeq and is a predicted model, not a curated record. Lineage: Eukaryota; Metazoa; Chordata; Actinopteri; Salmoniformes; Salmonidae.